AUGGUUAUACUUAUAGCGGUAAUAUUAUUUUUAGUAGUUGUGUAUUAUAAAAUUGUAAACCGGAGAAAGAUAUCAUUGGCAAAUCGAAUACCGGGUCCAGAUGGAUUAUUUUUUGUGCUAUCUAUUUUACUUGAAGGACCUGAAAAAUUAUUGAAGAAUAUAUUAAAAGUUGCCAGAAAAUACGAGAAUACAUUAAAGAAAGCCUGGAUUUUGGAUCAAUUAUUCGUAUUUCCUGGAAAUCCCGAAGAAAUAGAAGCGGUUUUUACCAAUCCUAAUAUGUUCAACAAAGCUAAACUGUAUAAAAUGGCUAACGACUCAAUUGGGGGCAAUGGAUUAUUUUCAAUCAGGGUGUUUGAUGAAUGGAAAAAUAACAGAAAAUUGGUAGCUGCGGGGUUUAAAUUUUCGAAUCUUAAAUCGUUCGUACCAAUAUUUUACGAAGAAGCAAAAUUCUUGAGCCGUGUAUUGUACGAGAAACGGGAAAUCAAUUCAAAUGAACGUGAUUUAAGCAGGGAUAUCAGUAUGGCGACUUUGGAGAUGAUCGGAAGAACCGCUUUGGGUGUAAAAUUGAAUGCACAGAAAAACGACAACCACAUUAUUGUAAACGGCCUAUUGACACCUCAAAUAGUUGUUCCUAUCAUAGAGAUGGUGCCUGCGUUUUUCGAUCAAUUUCGUAUCCUCCAUUUAAUGAGCAAGAAAGGAGGCCAAGAUACUACAGCUGUGUCGACUGCGUGUUUAAUAUUUAUGUCUCAUCAUCAGGAUGUACAAAAUAAAGUGUUGGAAGAGUUAUUGACAAUAUUUUCUUCUGGCGAUCCGGAUCGACCACCUACCUAUGAGGAUUUACAAAAGAUGCAAUACUUGGAACGUGUAAUCAAAGAAACUCUAAGGCAUUUUCCCCCUCUUCCCUUGUAUGGCAGAAACGUUGAAAAAGAAACUGUUAUCGGAGGCUUUUUAAUCCCUGCAGGAACAACGGUCAUGGUGAUCUCUGCUUGGAUACACUUCAAUCCAAACAUUUAUCCGGAACCAGAGAAGUUCAAUCCGGACCACUUCUUGCCCGAAGCAUGUCGCAGUCGCCAUCCGUAUUCGUUCCUGCCUUUUAGCGGUGGUUACAGGAAUUGCAUUGGUAUCAAAUAUGCAAUGCUUCAAAUGAAAACUGUCGCCUCGACAUUGGUUAGAUCUUAUCGUCUCCGUCCGUCGGAUAAGUGUCCAAAACCUGAUAAUCUUCGAUUAAUGUUUGCUGUUUCACAAACAUUUGUCAACGGUACUACACCGUCUGACGACUUAGAUAAUACUGUAAUUCUUUCUGCUAAUAAAACAGACACACCCGCAGCUGAUAAGCCGUCUACAACAGGGGAAACUCCCGAAUUUUCAGAGAGCUUGGAAAAUGACCCCGAGAUAGAACAGAAAUCGGUUUCACCGAAAGUAAGUGCGAAAGUGAGAAUGAGCAUUACACCACAAAGUUUUUCCGGUCAGAUGACCGAAGACAAUGAUCCAAGAGCCCAAGCCUUGGGUCCGUCGUGUGCUAUUCUACGAACCAAUACAUUUAUUGAAUUUUAA
Adelges cooleyi (spruce gall adelgid) is the source of this 1554-nucleotide messenger RNA. RefSeq names its product probable cytochrome P450 313a1. Lineage: Eukaryota; Metazoa; Arthropoda; Insecta; Hemiptera; Adelgidae. The record is from RefSeq and is a predicted model, not a curated record. Gene Ontology annotation, molecular function: oxidoreductase activity, acting on paired donors, with incorporation or reduction of molecular oxygen; iron ion binding; heme binding.